AUGGAGUUUGAAACUCUAAAAAUGAAGGAUUCAGAAUCUGUUAAGGAGUUCUCUGAUAGGUUGAUGAAGGUGGUAAAUCAAAUCAGGCUGUUAAGUGAUGAUUUGCCAGAUAAACGAGUAGUGGAAAAGGUGUUGAUCAGCCUACCUGAAAAGUUUGAAGAUAAGAUAUCAUCUCUUGAAGAUUCCAGGGAUUUGUCUGUUAUCUCCUUGUCUGAAUUAGGAAAGCAUAAAGCUCAAGCGAGCUAUGCUGUGAAGAAAACAACUAAUGAAAACAAGGAAGCUGAGAAUCAGAAAGGUGCUGGUAAAGGGGGUAAAUAUCAAGAUUGCCACAUUACAAAAGAAAGGCACAUUCACCAAAGUGGUGUUGGUUCAGGCCAUGAGUGCAAUGUAGUGUCUGCAAACAAUUUGGCUAUAUAG
Molecule: messenger RNA, 417 nt
Organism: Fraxinus pennsylvanica
Lineage: Eukaryota; Viridiplantae; Streptophyta; Magnoliopsida; Lamiales; Oleaceae
Source: the annotation of a GenBank genome assembly